Mya arenaria is the source of this 2563-nucleotide messenger RNA. Its product is annotated as semaphorin-5A-like. The record is from RefSeq and is a predicted model, not a curated record. The transcript has 9 exons. Bases 102 to 1532 code for a protein of 476 amino acids. Lineage: Eukaryota; Metazoa; Mollusca; Bivalvia; Myida; Myidae.
GCAUGAAUAUUGUGAAACAGUGCAAAAAAGUGAAAAGGAUAUAGUUAAAUGCGUAAUUAUCAUUUAGUUAAAGUGUAGGAAUCAUUUCUAUUUGGACAAGAAUGAUAUUUUUACGUCCAUUUGUCAUUUUUGCGCUGGUACUGUUAACGACCUGUGAGGCAGACCGGUUGAAAAACUUGGAGGGACAAAUGAAAGGGAUGAUUGCUUUCCAGUCAUACGUAAUGGCGAGAUUGGACACAAUUGAAGUAGAUUUUGGUACAUUAACUGAUAGAGUUUCAAAGCUUGAAUCAAUUGUUACGUCCGUUAACAAUACUCGGGAGACCGACAGUAUCGAAUCAAGGACCCGGCAUAUUGUAGGAAAUAAUACAAAACCUGAAAUUAUCGACAUCACAAAAAAGCUCACAAUGUUUAAACAUUCGUUUAAAAAACAUAAAAAAGAACUAAUUAAUGUAAAUAGUGUGUUCAAAGACACCUUAUCGACCUUUCUUUCGAACGCGUCCUCAACUGUCAGCUCAUUAGUAAAUAUAGUCCGUGACCACGUGCAAAACAGCGUUAAAAAUAUUUCAGCUACUUUGGAAAAGGUCAACAAUACAGUAGCUGAAAGUGAGCGGAUAUUGCGCUCUGAUAUUGUUAUAUUUUUGAACAAAUUCAGCUCCGAAGUAAGGACUGAUAUGGUCAUUCACUUUGAAGGGGAAAAACAAUCAAACAAUAAAACAUUGCUUGCUAUUAAGUCUCAAAGCCGAGAACAUAUUGCAAAUAAAACAGAUACUUUUGAACGUUUUAAAACAAAUAUCCUUCAAGACGUAUAUGCAGCAAAGGCAAAUGUCCAAAAUAAAACAAAUAAGAUGGAAAAGAUUGUUGAAGAGCUAAUAGGCAGAGCAAAUAAAUUUGUUGGCAUCAUUGAUGAGCAGAGAUCUACAAUAGAAGACGGUAUUAUGGUCACCAUCCGGGCGCUUCACAUUUCCUGGAGUGACUGGUCUGCGUGGUCCGACUGUUCUCUGACAUGUGACAGGGGCAGCAGAACUAGACACAGAUCAUGUGAUAUACCUCCACCUUUUACUGACGGCAUUUGCAAUGGAAAUGAUACAGAUACUGAGGAAUGCGUCAUGCACGAGUUUUGUCCAUAUUGGAGUCAAUGGUCGCCAUGGUCUCAAUGUUCACAUAUUUGCAAAAAUGGAACAAUAGCGAGAUACAAAACAUGCCAUGCUCCGGCUUCUCUCGCCACAACUUGCCAAGGAAAUAUAUCUGAAAGUCAACCAUGCCUGAUGUUAGCCGAAUGUCCAUAUGACUGCAGCGAUGUGUUACAACAAGGCCUGUCGCGUGGUUCCGGUGUGUACAGAAUUACGCCUUGGAACACGAAUAGGGACGUGGAGGUUAACUGUGAUAUGGAAACCGAGGGUGGGGGUUGGACGGUGUUUCAAAGACACUUCGAUGGUUCUGUUGCCUUCAACAGGAGCUUUGAUGAAUACGAGAGGGGAUUUGGCUCUUGGAUGGUGAAUUUUGGACGGGUCUUAGUAUUCUUCACUCUCUGACGAGUCGGGCUAACAUGACGUUACGAGUAGAAAUGAGCUUACCAGACGAAACUACUGGAUUCGACGAGUAUGCGGGUUUCUAUACUUCUCCACCAGACCAAUACAAUUUUAACGUUGAUAUGAGGAUCAGCUCAAAAGGAAUGUCCGAUUCCUCUCUUCUCUACGGUAACAAUUCUCGGUGGGAUAUCAACCACCAGCCGUUUUCAACAUACGACAGGGUCGCGGACAGCACGUCGUACUUUUGUGCCGCCGCUUAUGGUGGAGGCUGGUGGUAUAAUAACUGCAUGAACAAUAACCUUAAUGGACCGUACAAAAGUGAAACGUUUUAUUACUUGUCAUUUAAGAGAGGCACUGAGAAUACACUAAAGACAUCAACUAUGAUGCUACGAUUGAGUUAUUAAGAUUUGACCGGGGUAUUAAAUGCAGUUCAUAAAAUGCUUUUAAUUCAUUCUCGAAAUCUUGCAAAAAUAUGAAUAUGCUGCGAUUUUUGUUUUAUAUAUAUAAUCAACUAAUUCAUGUUAUUCAACUCAACAUUCCCGCUUUGUCCUAAAGUAGUUAAAUGAUCUUGUUUUGUGAAAUAAGUGAUCAUUUCAAAUCAUUAUAUUAUUAUUAUCGUAAUUUCAAUAGUUGUUUUCCUUUAAUUUGACUUGUUUUUAUUUAUAAUAUGUUUUGUGAAACUGAAAUGACAUUGUCAUUGUUUUAUGUCACAUUGUAGGGUAAUUUAUUUUCAAAAAGAGCUUGUUAAGCAAAAUGUUUCCAUUUGAAUUACAAUCGCCAUUUAACUCCAAUUGUUAGUCUUUAUGUAUUCCAUUAAACGGUCAAAUCAACAUUAUGUAAUCCAAAGUUAUUAUUUAAUUAAACACCAAUUAUCUUUCUGCAUUUCAAGGGAUCGAAGCAGUAAUAUAUAAAGUGUCUCUGUGUUUUCUAUCACUAAAUUUGUUUUAAAAUGAAAACUGUGUCAUUAUUAAAUGUCUCUUUAACUGUUAAAAUAUUUUAACUACCUCAUGCCUUAAUGUCAGUGCAAAAAAAGA